AUGAGCGCGACCUCUCAAAUCCCGAUCCCCGCUCACACGCUUGCGGAAUCCAUGUUGUCUCGGCGCUUCGGCCGAGAGACCGCAAACUACUUCUCCAAGAUCCGCAAGAUGCUCCCAUCAGACGUCUUCGACCAAUCCGAAGAGGACAUGAUCAAGAACUUUGACUCGCGCAAGACAAACCCCAUCCUGGUUUUCCUCGGUCUGGACGAGAGUCGCAAGGAAAACGGUCUCACCCAUAAGAUCUACACCGGAGCGCCAACCUUCGCCCUCGAUAUCACCCCCAAGGGCUCCGAGUCCCAGCAAACCGCCGCCAAGGACGUCAUCAGCGAGCUGGAAGCGAAGGGUCUCUCCUUCUUCCAAACCCGGGUCGUGACCACCUUCACCCCAGACGACGCCGCCGCAUACGCCCAAGCCCGCGCGUACGUCGACUGGAAUUCGCGCAACACCUUCUGCGGCACCUGCGGGCACCCCACCCUGUCCGUCAACGGUGGCACGAAGAAGACCUGCCCGCCCACCGACGCGGCGCUUCCCAACCCCGAGCGGCCGGCCUGCUCGACGCGGACGACGCUGUCAAACCUGAACUUCCCGCGCACAGACCCGACCAUCAUCGUGGCUGUUGUCUCACAUGAUGGCAAGCGGCUGCUGCUGGGCCGGUCGAAGCGGUUCCCGCCGAACUGGUACUCGACGCUGGCGGGCUUCAUUGAGCCAGCGGAGUCGAUUGAGGAUGCUGUGCGGCGGGAGGUAUGGGAGGAGGCUGGAGUGACGCUUUCGCGAGUUGUGAUCCACUCGUCGCAACCGUGGCCCUACCCGGCGAAUUUGAUGAUUGGGGCUAUCGCGCAGGUGAGUGAUCCUGCUCAUGAGGAGAUUAAUUUGGAGCAUGAUCCGGAGUUGGCCGAUGCGAAGUGGUUCCCUGUUGAGGAGGUUGAGGAGGCGCUGCGGAUUGGGACGAGUGAUCUUGGUGCUGCGGCUGGGCCUGAGUAUAAGGGUGGGCUGAGGUUGCCACCUGCGACGGCCAUUGCACAUCAGUUGAUUAAGUCCGCUAUAGCUGCGGACUAUUUCCAAGCCGACUCUGGGGAGAAGACGGCUAGGAUUUGA
Messenger RNA from Penicillium chermesinum, 1095 nucleotides. Its product is annotated as NAD(+) diphosphatase. Gene Ontology annotation, biological process: NAD+ catabolic process; NADP+ catabolic process. The record is from RefSeq and is a predicted model, not a curated record. Gene Ontology annotation, molecular function: metal ion binding; NADH pyrophosphatase activity. NCBI's taxonomy places the organism in Eukaryota, Fungi, Ascomycota, Eurotiomycetes, Eurotiales, Aspergillaceae. The transcript is spliced from 3 exons. The coding region runs from base 1 to 1095 and encodes 364 amino acids. Gene Ontology annotation, cellular component: cytosol.